Messenger RNA from Drosophila biarmipes, 216 nucleotides. RefSeq lists its product as uncharacterized. The record is from RefSeq and is a predicted model, not a curated record. NCBI's taxonomy places the organism in Eukaryota, Metazoa, Arthropoda, Insecta, Diptera, Drosophilidae.
AUGUCCGCCUGCGUCUGCUCUGGCAUUACUACAUGGGAGGGGACGGCGGGUGUGACCGGAGCCUGGGAAAGAUGCAAAUUUUGUGGUCCUGUGGUUGCCGGGGGCUUGGGGGCUGCCCAAUUUAAGCUCCAUAACUCAAACCGCAGCGCGAAAGAAAUUAGUUCAGCCGAGGCAGUUGCUCCUCUUUCCUAUCGAACGUGAGAAUCACAGAUUUGA